Microstroma glucosiphilum is the source of this 3171-nucleotide messenger RNA. RefSeq names its product BRO1-domain-containing protein. The transcript is spliced from 4 exons. Lineage: Eukaryota; Fungi; Basidiomycota; Exobasidiomycetes; Microstromatales; Microstromataceae. Bases 1 to 3171 code for a protein of 1056 amino acids. Gene Ontology annotation, molecular function: protein binding. The record is from RefSeq and is a predicted model, not a curated record. Gene Ontology annotation, cellular component: endosome. Gene Ontology annotation, biological process: protein transport to vacuole involved in ubiquitin-dependent protein catabolic process via the multivesicular body sorting pathway.
AUGUCAUCCACACAGUCGCCUCUACUGUGGAUACCAUGCAAGGCUACAGAGGAUGUACAGGUGGCCACGGCCGUAUCCUCGCUCAUCUCCUCGUCCUAUGGUGAGGACCCAAAGAAGUACUCCUCCUCGCUCCACUCCCUCGCGCGUGCCCGAUCGGAUGCCGUAAAAGGAGCUACUGGCAGCGAUACGACGACGCGGGACCUUCUAUUCAAAUGGUUCCACAUUCUUGAGAUGCUCGAAGUGCGGUUUCCCGAGGUGAGGGUACCCUUUACGUGGAAGGACGCCUUCACCGGCAAGUCCAUCAGUCAGUACUCUUUGGCAUACGAGAAAGCUGGCGUCAUAUUCAAUACGGCAGCUGUCUUGAGCAGUAUCGCAGCUGCAACUCCCAGACUAGGAGGCGUGGGAGGCAGCAGCGGCGAUGGGACAAAGCGAGCCUAUACCGCUCUACGACAAGCGGCAGGCUUCUUCACCUACAUCAGCGACAACUUCCUCCAUGCUCCAUCAACUGACAUGUCGCGGGCACUGCUCAAAUGGAUGGUACCCCUGCUUCUAACCCAGGCUAAUGAAGUCUUCCUUGAGAAGACGCUUGUUGGCAAAAGCAGCGCGGGACUUAUUGCCAAGCUGGCACAAGGUGUAGCAUCUGGAUAUACUGCCCUCGCAGAGGAGAGCAAAGACUGGAGGGACAAAGAUGUCAUCGACAAGACCUGGGUCAUGCUACUCACUGCCAAGGCUCGUCACUUCUCCUCACUAGCACACUACUACAAAGCGCAGGCCGAUGCAACUGCUGGCAACCAUGGCCAUGGCCUGGUCCGGCUGACAUUAGCCGAGACUCUGUCCAAAGAAGCAGUCAAGCUCUCAAAUGGCUUCUCUGCCUGCCAUCCUGCCUCGUCUGGGCCCUCGGCGUCUGCUGCAACUACCUUUGGCUACUCGACGCCAGCAGCUUCUGCCUACACGAUGCCGUCUGAUGCUGGGCCUUCGCUCGUGGCCCUGGUCAGCUCUCACUUGGCGCUGGUCUCAGAAAAGCGAGCUCAAGCAGUCAAGGACAACGACCUAAUUUACCACGACAUUCUACCCUCGGAGUCUACACUCCCUCCCAUUGACAAGACUGCGCCAGCUGCUGCCAUCUCGAUUGCGGAAGUCUACGCAACGCCAGAAGUCCAACGAGUCAUUGGACCUGAUCUCUUUGCCAAGCUGGUGCCUUUGGGAGUGCACGAGCGCGCGAGUCUGUAUUCAGAGGAAAAAGCGAAGCUGGCGAGGGCUGAGGCAGAGAAGUGUGACCUGGCCGAAGGUGAGAGGGUAGCCACUCUCGAUGCCAUGGGCCUCCCUGCUAGUCUCGAGAAGUUCAGGGCAGCAGUCAGUGGCAAGGGCAAUUGGGAGAGUCUAGUAGAUCCGCCAAGCGAGGUCAUGACAUGGGCCGAAGAGGAGAUCAAUGGUGGACCAGCUCGCGGAGCAGACCCGCUCGGUCCCGGAUCACGCGGUGUUCAGGAGGCCUUCACCAAGAUCAGGCCACUGCGACAGGCUGCUCAGCAGGAUCUACAGGCUGCUACUACCUCGUUGGAUGAAGAAUCACGACUUUGCGAGAAAGCAAGGGUGAAAAUCGGACAUCAGUUCAAGCAGGACCCUUCAGGCAGUAUUCCGCGAGUAAAGGAGAUGAGAUCGGAGCUUCGCAACAACCGCGAUGCUCUGAAACAGGCCGAAGACAACGAUGGCAGGAUCGAACAACGCUGGAAUGAAGUGCGGCAAGAUGUUGAGCUGCUUGGCAGAGGGAGAGAGGCGAUCGAGGGAGCCUUUGCUGAGGCUGUGUCUCGAACAGACACGUCCACGGGCGCUCCAUCCGCUACGUCCCUCUUGGACGUGUCAGAAGAGGAUGAGCGACGAUCCACUGAAGAUCUGACCCAGCUCAAGAGGAGCGUUGAGGCUCUCGAUGCUGCCCUGGUCAAAUUGUCCAAGGUCAAGCGGGAGAGGGACACUGUUCUCAGCGAGCUACGAGAGAAGCUUCAGACGGACGACAUCGGCCACUUGCUCAUACUCAAUCACCGAGGCGGCAGCAACCAGGCGGCACAGGAAGCUGCGCUCUUCCGCCAGGAGCUAGAGAAAUUUCGUCCUUGGCUCACACGCCUCAAUCAGGCUAUCAGUGCGCAGCACCAUCUCCUCAGCGAAAUCUCCUCUUUGUGGAGCACGAUCAAUUCCAGUGCGCAGGGCAAGAGGAUCACACAAGAAUGGGGCAGCAAGUCUCGAGGUAAAGAGAGGCUGACGCAGAGGUUGCGUGCUGCUCGAGAUGGAAAUGCAGAGGUGCGAGCUGCUUUAGGAAAGGGACUGCAGUUCUACGAGGAGCUGGGCCAGAUUGCGAGAGGGCUGAAGGCUUCUGCUAGGCAGUGGAGUGAGGAGCGCAGUCGGGAGAGGGAAGGGAUGGAGAGGGAGGCAGAGUGGGAAGGGCGACUCGGCUCCAAUGGAGGCACUGGCGGCGGUGCCGGCGGCCUCAAUGGUCUGGAGAAGAGCAUGGAUGGCAUGCCCGCCGCCUCGCCGUACGGCGGUGGACCACCUCCUGCGCCACUACCACAACGACAGUCUUCGGGCAAUUACGGACAAGCGCCAAGCGGCCCCGGUCCUGGCGCGUACGGUCUGCCUCCUCAUCAGUAUCAGCAACCACACUCGCAACCACCCAACCCCUACUCGAGCCCAUACUCGAGCAACACCAGCUCUUCCUCCAUCCCAUCAGCACUCCCCCCACCCCCUCCCCGACCAGAUCAGAAUCGCUACCCUUACGGAGCUCAGCAUGCUCCACUCACGACGGGAUACCCUGCUCCACCAUCGGCACAGCAGCAUCAGCACCAGUACCAAUCUGCUCCUCCCCCAUCCCCGUCCGUUCAUCAGUCGUACGGGUCCACUUCCUCGUACGGGGGACCUGGAGGUUACACUCCUGCUCCGCCGACGGCUCCACCUCGAGCCCCUUAUGGCGCGUAUGGAACGCCGGCUCCUGCUCCUGCUCCUUCACACACUUCCUCUGGCUAUGCAGGUCCACCACCUCCUCCUGCGCCAUACGGAGGUCAGGCGUCACAUCAGCACUACCAAGGACAGCAGGGGCAUGGGCAGCAGCAGCAGCCGUAUCCGGGCUAUGCCGGUGCUCCACCGCCGCCGCCUCCUUCGAAUCAGCAGUGGAGAGGGUAUUGA